This is a messenger RNA of Phyllostomus hastatus (greater spear-nosed bat), 1025 nucleotides long. It is a transcript of the gene PEMT, whose product is annotated as phosphatidylethanolamine N-methyltransferase. The transcript has 7 exons. The record is from RefSeq and is a predicted model, not a curated record. Gene Ontology annotation, molecular function: phosphatidylethanolamine N-methyltransferase activity. Gene Ontology annotation, biological process: phosphatidylcholine biosynthetic process. The coding region runs from base 14 to 796 and encodes 260 amino acids. Lineage: Eukaryota; Metazoa; Chordata; Mammalia; Chiroptera; Phyllostomidae.
CUUUCCGUGCGCUAUGGGGCCGGUCCUGGGGGGCCAGUGUCUGCCGCGAGGCCCCCGCGUGGUCUGGCCAGAGGUGUUCCCCUGGUUGACAGGAUCUGGGGGCCCGGGAGCAGAGCCAAUGAGCAGCUCCCUGGCAGGGCCCGACUGCUGCGGAGGCCUGGACAAUAUCGAGUUCAGGAAGGCAGACCUCUGCGUUAUGACCUGGCUGCUGGGCUACGUGGACCCCUCAGACCCCUGCUUCGUGGCUGCUGUCUUCACCAUCAUUUUCAACCCGCUCUUCUGGAAUGUGGUUGCAAGAUGGGAACAGAAAACCCGAAAGCUGAGCCAAGCCAUGGGCUCCCCCUACCUGGCCUGCUACGUGCUAGGUGGGGUCAUCUUGCUCCUAAACGUCCUGCGCUCACACUGCUUCACCCAGGCCAUGCUGAGCCAGCCCAGGAUGGACAGCCUGGACAGCCCCGUGGCCCUCCUGGCAGGCCUGCUGCUCCUGGGUGUUGGCAGCGUGCUGGUGCUCUCCAGCUUCUUUGCGCUGGGCUUCACUGGGACCUUCCUAGGUGAUUACUUCGGGAUCCUCAAGGAGUCCAGAGUGACCACAUUCCCAUUUAGCAUCCUGGACAACCCCAUGUACUGGGGCAGCACGGCCAACUACCUGGGCUGGGCCGUUGUGCACGCCAGCCCUGCCGGCCUGCUGCUGACGGCAGUUGUGGCCCUCACCUAUGUGGUCGCCAUCCUGUAUGAGGAGCCCUUCACCGCUGAGAUCUACCGGCAGAAAGCUUCCCAGCCUGACAAGAGGAGCUGACCAGGCCAUACUAAGGGUCUGCUCCUCCUGGCUGGCCUGUCCACCCACAUGCCUAGUCCAGGAGGGCGCAGUGCCCGGCCACUGCUCAGUGCCUGCCUGGCCAGGGCCACCCCAGUGCCUUGGGAACUGCUGCCUUGGGGACCGUGGACAUGCUGCUGGGUGGCCACUGAGCCCCUGCCCUGCUGCCCCCUCCAUGUUUUAAUGCACCAAUAAAGAUCCCCCUACCCCA